Molecule: messenger RNA, 2879 nt
Organism: Siniperca chuatsi (mandarin fish)
Lineage: Eukaryota; Metazoa; Chordata; Actinopteri; Centrarchiformes; Sinipercidae
Gene: vsx1
Product: visual system homeobox 1 homolog, chx10-like
Exons: 5
Coding region: 47-1168 (373 amino acids)
Biological process (GO): regulation of DNA-templated transcription
Cellular component (GO): nucleus
Molecular function (GO): transcription cis-regulatory region binding; DNA-binding transcription factor activity, RNA polymerase II-specific
Source: RefSeq, a predicted model, not a curated record
CGGUCCCGGUCUGUCCCCCCUCCUCCUCCUCCAGAGUCCAGCCCUGAUGAGCAGCAUGACGGCCCGGGAGGAAGAGAAGCCCAAAGUCAAGAUGCUAUCUCCGGGAUUUGGGAUCGAUAAGUCCCGGCUGCACGGCUCAGGGUUCCGGUCCAAAGGCUUUGCCAUCACCGACCUGCUGGGCCUGGAGUCGGACCUGCAGGUGCGGCAGCCGCCCGGCGGGGCCCCGGGUUCGGGCCUGUCGGCGGCGGGCUCCGGGCCCGGGGCGGAGCCGCAGGGCGUCGGCGGCGGCCUCGGCGGGUUCUCCUUCCCGGGAGGGUCGCUGCCGCUGGGCCUCGGCUUCCUGUGCAGCCUGGCGGCGCAGCAGCCCGCCGGGGCGCCCUGCUUCCUGCCGGGACACCUGCCGCUGCUGCAGGCCCGGGCCGACAGCCACUACCUGCAGAACCUGGAGGCCCAGCGGGACGCGUACUCCGAUGAAGAGUGUCUGUCCGACCGCAACGACUCCAAAAGCUCCGCGAGCUCUCAGAAGAGGAAGAAGAGGCGCCACAGGACGGUGUUCACGUCGCACCAGCUGGAGGAGCUGGAGAAAGCUUUCCACGAGGCCCACUACCCCGACGUGUACGCCCGCGAGAUGCUGGCCAUGAAGACGGAGCUGCCGGAGGACAGGAUCCAGGUGUGGUUCCAGAACCGGCGGGCGAAGUGGCGAAAGCGUGAGAAGUGCUGGGGUCGCAGCAGCGUCAUGGCGGAGUACGGCCUGUACGGGGCGAUGGUGCGUCACUCCAUCCCGCUGCCGGAGUCCAUCCUCAACUCCGCCAAGAACGGCAUGAUGGGAUCCUGCGCCCCCUGGCUGCUCGGUGAGCCGCAUGCACGAAUGCACAAGAAGUCCAUAGAAAUGUCCAAAAAGUGUUCCAGCCCUCCGCCGUCGGACUCGACCCGCUCCGACUCGUUCUGCGACGCCUCCCGAGCCUCGCCGUCCCUGCCCCGUCGCUCCGAGGCGGGGGAGGAGCGGGAGGAGCUGCUGGAGAUGGAGGAGGAGGAGGAGGAGAUGGAGGAGGAGGUGGCCAUCGACCUGUCCAGCUCCUCCAAACAGCAGCAGGAGGCCGGAGGCUCGAUAAGGUCCGCCUCCUCGCCACGACGGCAGAGCAGCAGCGAGUCGGACGAACACAGCUGAAGGUUGGAGGAGUCAAACAUGGUCGGACUGAAGAUGUGGUGACUGUUUGAUGAUGGCGGUGGGAGUGCGGGGAUUUGAUUGGCUCUUCUUUCAGGGAUCACAAGAACAGCCAAUGACUGAACAGCCAUUACGUUGUUUGUUACUAUGCAAGUUAUCACAUAAAGCUUUAAGGGGAAAUAUUUAAAUGCUACUGUGUGUGAGUAUGCUAAAAUAUUAGCCUUUGGGUAAUAUUUUCUUAUACUAACAAAGUUUACUGGUAAUAUAAAAGGUAAAAUUAGAGAACUACAAUAUUGGCAUGCUAAUAAAUGUUAGCAUGCUAAAAUAUCAGCAGGGGAAAUGAUUUACAAUGUUAACACUUGCACUAUACUAACAUUCAAUAGUAUGCUAAAAUAUAAGCCAGUGGACAAUAUUUAUGCUAACAAUUACUCAUUAUAAGCUAACAUGCCAAUAAAUGUAAACUAAUAAUGAACUAUAAAGCGUUAGCAAUAUUGCUUUCAGCAGGCUAACAAACAUUUGGACGUAAGGCUACUAAGCUUUUUGAAUCACUUAUUACAAUAUUCUAUCAUGCUAACAAAAAAUACUAAUACUUUACAUUCAAUUAAAUUAAUAAUUUAAGUGGUAAUAUUUGAGUGCUUAUGUGUUAGCAUGCUAUUAAACCUUGGUAUGCUUAUGAACUGCGAUAGCAGCACUCCGAAACACACUAAAAAUCUCUACUGUGGCCUCAGUCACCAUUUUAUUUUUAAUGUGUUAGUAUGCUAAGAUAAAGUGAUUAAGCCUUUUAAUUUAAGGCUAAAUAGCCUAUGGUUACUAUGUUACAAUAGUAACAAACAUUUACUGUUUAUUUAAAAUGUAAUAUUAGACUACUAGUAUGUAAGCAUGCUAGUUAAUGUUAGUAUGCUAAAAUAUUAGCCUAUGGUUACUAUUCUACAAUGAUAACAAACUGUUUUUAAAUGUAAUGUUAGACUAGUAGUAUGUUAGCAUGCUAGUAAAUGUAAGUAUGCUAAACUAGUAGCCUGUGGGUAAUAUUUUAUCAUGCUAACAAGCUUUUACUGGUAAUGUCAAAUAUAAUAUUAGAGUGCUGGUAUAUUGGUGGGCAAUAUGCUAACAAGUGUUAACUGGUAAUGAAAUAAAGAUUUAUUAGCGUAUUAGCAAGCUAACAACUAUCGGGACGUCAGAGGUUGAUGUUGAAACAAGUGAAGUUUAGGGACAAAAAUACUUCUGAUUGUUUGAGUCUCUUAUCCAGGGAUUUUUAACAAUGAAGCAACUUGUAGCGUUAAAUGUACCUCUGCUAGCGAACUCUCUGUGCUCCCAGGAUGGAAACAAGCUAACGCAACGUGGAACGCCGCCGCCGCCACAGUCAGAUCGACCUCGAGGAAUCAGACCGAGUCUUUUCUGAAAGACCUGUGAACUGUUUCAGGAGGAUGUAAAUGAUGAAGUCUGUCUGUGUGUUUAUUAUUGUAUUGUACUGAGAGUAUGUUUUAUAUCCUUGUUUUUUGGAAAAUAAGAGGCUAUUUAAUGUUUUAUUCCUGUUGGUUUCUGUGUUUUAUAGUUUGACUGUCUGUCAAGCGCUGACCGGCCUGACUGAAGCUCUGUGAAUGAAUGUAAUUUAAAUGUAAUAUUUUAAAAAAGUCUGUUUAUUACUGUCAUAUGUAUGCAGGCCUACAGCAGCAGGUUCAGCAGGUUGAAGGUGAAUAAAAAAGUAUUUUUGGAA